UCGGUUGAUGCCCCCCGCUAUUUAAAACACCGACAGAGCCAUUGCUCUUCAAAGACUUGAUUGGUUUCUCUGCAUGAAGUGAUGUAAAGCUCUCUCCUUUUCUCCCCGUGAACAUGAGUACCCCCUAAAAAAGAAAGUUGUCCUUCAUUUUCCUCUUCUUUUUUUUCUAUUGUCCAAUCUUUUAAACAAAAUAAAACCCCUCCAAUGGCUAUAGACCAAAGUAAUUCCGCCACAAAACUUUCUCUAUUUUUAACACCAAAAGCCAUGAAAUUAAAAUAUUCACCUCUUGAUCAUGAUCAUCAUCAACAUUCAUCAGGUAUAUUAACUCCACCACUUCACACUAAUUGUUUAGCUUCUGUUCCUUUCAAGUGGGAAUUACAUCCUGGUAAACCUAGACCUUAUUGUACUGACAUUAUUAUCUCUAACAUUUUCAAUGAUCAAACCAAAUGCUUAGAGCCACCUCCAAGACUUUAUUACUUGGAUAAAAUUACCAAAAUACCUUCCUCCUCUAACACUCAUGUCCUUGAGAGAGGGCAAUUUGGUACUUUAGUUCUUUACGAAAAUAAUAUUAAGAAAGUGCAUAGAAGAGGUCCUUACUGGUGGCAACGGUUUGUCAAACGGCGUGUUAGAAAGGAAACUGGUGUCGGUGGGGGUAAUUUGGUCAUUUCAACGUCCUCUUCAGAUUGUUGUAACUCCUCCAGCCUCUCUAAUGGCAGGUCUCACUCUCGCAUUUGGGGUUCCAUGUACGAGGGUUUCAAGCAUGUCAUACCUUGGAAGGGCAAAAAAUCAGAGAAAGAAGUGCUCAUUAAAACUCAAACCUGAAAUGCUUUUUCUAAUUGGACUUGUUUGAUGGAUUUAAAUGAUGCAGAGCUUAUAGAAAAAUUAAAGAGCAUCUGUUCGACAUAUGGACAACUCGAUUGUCUCUCAUUGGCAUCCCCAAGGGAGUGUGUGCGCAGGUUAUGAGUAGAUAUGACCAUUGCAUUGCAUUUCAUUAUAUUAUCAUGUUAAUUCUGAUUUGAGCAUCAUUGUGUUAAUGAGGUGGUACAACAAUUAAAAUGUUAAUUCUGAUUUGAGCAUCAUUGUGUUAAUGAGGUGGUACAACAAUUAAAAUGUAGUUAGUAUAAUUCCACAUG
This is a messenger RNA of Solanum dulcamara, 1133 nucleotides long. RefSeq lists its product as uncharacterized. The record is from RefSeq and is a predicted model, not a curated record. The transcript is spliced from 3 exons. The coding region runs from base 205 to 822 and encodes 205 amino acids. NCBI's taxonomy places the organism in Eukaryota, Viridiplantae, Streptophyta, Magnoliopsida, Solanales, Solanaceae.